CAAGUAGACAUGCACUCUCUCUCAUAUUCUGGUUGGUAGCUACAUGUGUUUGCAUUUGUUGUCUAUUUGAUUGUGAUGGGCACCAUGGAAAUGGAGAGAUAAGUUUUGGAGGGUGUCUAAGAUUCCAAAAUCUAUACAAGUCUCUGGAUUUUGUAGAAGAAACUCUUAUUUUUUGAUGGAUGAAGGUUCCAAAGCUGGUGUUGGAAGGGUGCUUUGAUUUUUCUUUUGGGACUCUGUGUCAAUGAUUUGAAUCAUUGUUUCUGAGAAAAAUUUUCACUUCUGUAUGGCAUCAUUGGUUUGAUUAAACUAGCUGCCAUUGGACAAAGUGUUUGGUGAAGUUCGAUUACAAUUAUCUAUUUAUGGCUGAGAAAGAUGAUACAUUCCCAUCAGAAAGUAAAAGGAGGAAUCCCCUCAGAGUAUUUUUCAAUGAUUCAAGACUACUUUUUAAAAUGGAUGAACUUGGUCUAGAAAUAGCAAGGAUUGCACUCCCUGCUGCACUGGCCUUGACCGCAGACCCGAUUGCUUCUCUGGUUGAUACAGCCUUCAUUGGUCAAAUUGGUCCAGUGGAAUUAGCCGCAGUAGGAGUUUCUAUUGCUUUGUUCAAUCAAGCAUCAAGGAUUGCAAUAUUCCCCCUUGUUAGUGUCACAACUUCUUUUGUAGCUGAGGAAGAUACUGUCACAAAAGCAAGUCCUGAAGCACAAGAGAGCAAGAAUUUAGAAAUGGGUUCAAUAAUAAAUAAUGAGAAUGAAAAGUUAAUACCACAGAAUGAAUCUAAGGAGAGUAAGUACAAGACAGAGACACUUGGUUGCAGCGUUGAUGUAGCUGUGUUUAAGCAUGAAAAAAGAAAAAUUCCGUCAGCCUCAUCCGCAUUAAUUAUUGGUGGCAUCCUCGGCCUCCUCCAAGCCACGUUCCUUAUUUCUGGAGCACAACCUUUAUUGAACUUCAUGGGAGUCAAAUCUGAUUCUCCAAUGUUAAAGCCUGCACAACAGUACUUGACAUUGAGGUCACUUGGUGCACCUGCAGUUCUACUCUCAUUGGCCAUGCAAGGGGUCUUCCGAGGAUUAAAGGACACAAAGACACCUCUCCAUGCCACUGGUGUCAAUGGUGCUGCAGUUGCCCAUGUUAUUUCUCAGUACCUAAUUUCAAUUAUUCUAUUGUGGAGAUUAAUGGAACAAGUUGAUCUUAUACCUCCUAGUCUCAAAUAUCUGCAAUUCGGUCGAUUUCUUAAGAAUGGUUUUCUUUUAUUGAUGAGGGUUAUGGCUGUGACAUUUUGUGUAACUCUGUCUGCAUCUUUGGCUGCACGCCAAGGACCAACAACGAUGGCCGCUUUUCAGGUCUGCUUGCAGGUUUGGCUGGCAACCUCUCUUCUAGCUGAUGGAUUGGCUGUUGCUGGACAGGCUAUACUUGCAAGUGCAUUUGCUAGAAAUGACUACGACUGGGCAACUGCCACCGCAUCUCGAGUAUUACAGUUAGGACUAGUCCUUGGAUUGGUGCUAGCAGUGAUCCUUGGAGUUGGAUUACAGUUUGGAGCUAGAUUAUUUACAAAAGAUGUCAAUGUUCUUCACUUGAUAAGUAUUGGCACCCCGUUUGUUGCAGCUACUCAACCACUCAAUUCCUUGGCUUUUGUUUUUGAUGGUGUCAACUUCGGAGCAUCUGAUUUUGCAUAUUCUGCUUACUCUAUGGUACUUGUGGCAAUAUUCAGCAUCCUUAUUUUGUUCAUUCUUUCCUCAAGUCAUGGAUUUAUCGGAAUCUGGUUCGCCUUGACCAUCUAUAUGAGUCUCAGAGCCCUUGCUGGAUUUUGGAGGAUUGGGACUGGAACAGGGCCCUGGAACUUUCUGAGGAGAUGAAUGCGUGUGGGUUAUAGUUUAAGUAUGGUUCCCUGGGCAAAGCAAGGAUUUGGACCUUGAAUUCAGGGUAGAAAAGCAAUAACCUAGAACUAAUAGGGCCAUCUUAGAAUAUUAAUGCUUUAGGGGGCCAUGUCUAUGAAUUCAGUAUUCCCCCCCCCCCCCCCCCC
Ilex paraguariensis (yerba mate) is the source of this 2014-nucleotide messenger RNA. The record is from the annotation of a GenBank genome assembly. Lineage: Eukaryota; Viridiplantae; Streptophyta; Magnoliopsida; Aquifoliales; Aquifoliaceae.